Messenger RNA from Amphimedon queenslandica, 1358 nucleotides. RefSeq lists its product as uncharacterized. The record is from RefSeq and is a predicted model, not a curated record. NCBI's taxonomy places the organism in Eukaryota, Metazoa, Porifera, Demospongiae, Haplosclerida, Niphatidae. Bases 12 to 1295 code for a protein of 427 amino acids. The transcript has 10 exons.
AGGGGCUGCUGAUGCCAAUAUCACAAGCAACAACAAUGUCAAAUAUGGACUUGAUUGAUUUAGUACCGACUCCACCCAAACCAUCUAGAUUUAUAAUAGAGGUGUGGCCAAUGGCGUCUGAUGUUGGUGGAUUACUUGGACCACAGAGAAGGCCCAGUUCUAGAUAUCUAAGGUCCAGAUAUGUAGCUACACUGGGCAGCAGUUUGUCUGCAAAAGAUAAAAGUAAUGGCAGUGACAAUGCUUCCAUUGCCUUGGAGCCAUUUGUCCAGAAUGACACUGAAACCGAUGGAGUCCAUGGAACUAGAUAUCGCCAAAUUGUUGACGAAAAUUUCGAAACGGUAUCUUUCGCUGACGUGGAGACAGCCGAGCAAGAAGAAUUCAAAUUUUUGUUGAAAAAGGUACGUCUGUCCUUCCCCUCUCUGCCUGUCUUUAAUGUUUCGUCACCACAGGAGCUGAGUGCAAAGAGGGCGUGCCUCCAUAAAGGACUGUUAUCUAAUAUCAUAUUCUUUACGAUAUUAGUGGUGGGCGUAAUACUGAUGGAGAUAUCAUUUCCAUCUCAAGGGCCGCGUAGUUACAUUAACAAUAAUAAUAAUAAUAGCAAAUGUGAAGAUAAUUUAGGAGUAUGCAUACCUUUACGAAGCUUAAGAUCUUUCGGAUUCUUUGGAUUAGCUAUUGGUAUUAUUAAUUGGUUGUUUAUCGAGUUAUUGUUUAGAAAAGUUUUGUGUGUUUUUGGAAGUGGUUUAAUACAAAAACAUUAUGGAGAGAUUAUCAACGGAUUCAGAGACGUCAUAGUUGACGUUAUAUUCGAUACGGAACAAUUGCAGAGUUUCUUUACAGAGAAAGACGAAAGGAUCAGGAAAAUCUUAAAACUAGAAUCACGCGUGAGUGGAUUGCUUGAUUCUGAUGCUGCACAGAAAGUUAUAGAUAGCAAAAUUGAUAGCAUAUUGGCCAGCCCUCAAGGUAUGCAUCUGCUAAUGAUGAACGUAGAUGAAGAGAAAGUUAGAAGAAUGCUACAAGUCAAUAUUAGGACAUUCAUUGACAAUGUAUCACCAAUGAUUUAUAAACGACUAGUAGCUCCUGGUAUAUCAGAUGCACAAAGCUUAAAAAGUGAAAUAACAUAUAUACUUGAACCAAAAAUAACACAACUAAUGCCCAAAGAUGUCAACAAGAUUGUUGCUGCAAUGAUACACAAACACUUGAGUUGGCUAAUAAUAUGGGGCAACCUGUUUGGAGGACUGGUUGGAUUCGUUAACGAAAUCAUCAUACUUAUUGCAUUACUUAUUGUAAAGGAAUAACAAUAAUAUUAAUUGUUAUAAAUAUUUGUUUAUUUGCUUUUAUUCACUUUCUUUUUUAAUGGA